Messenger RNA from Akanthomyces muscarius, 201 nucleotides. RefSeq lists its product as uncharacterized. The record is from RefSeq and is a predicted model, not a curated record. Lineage: Eukaryota; Fungi; Ascomycota; Sordariomycetes; Hypocreales; Cordycipitaceae. The transcript has 3 exons. The coding region runs from base 1 to 201 and encodes 66 amino acids.
AUGACGCGCCUUUUCUGGCAUCUUUUUGGCAUCUUUUCUGGCCCCCUUCUGGCCCUCUUCCUGGCCCCCUUCCUGGCAUACUUAGUCGUAUCUUUCCUUGUAGCUUUCCUCGUAUCCUUACUCGCAUCUUUCCUCGCAUCUAGACAAAGUACCUAUGAACGUUUGUUUGAAGAGUGGGGUCUGAAGAUGGAAAAACCGUAG